GAUGCGAUGUUUAAUCGUUUUUCUUAAAAAAAAAACAAACUCCCAGGAACAGAAUAAAUGUAGAAAAGCCGGAGAUUUAAUGCAUUCAAUCUUAUUCCCAAUAUUCGGCCGAAACGUAAAGUCCGCUGAAGUAAAUGUUAGCGCAUACCUUCACACACUGAGUGCCAUCGCUGUUCAAUUCCGGCUGCCGAGCCUUUUCACCCCUUUUUCUGUCUUCAAAUGGAAAUGAUUUCCAUUGGCCCAAGGUGUCCAUGUAAAUAGGUGUAAAUGAAACCAGAUUAUGCCUUCCUCCCAGCCCCCUCCUCCCAUGGCAAUUGUCAUGUGAUAGCAAAGAGGUGGCACAUUAAUGGAGCGCCCCUACAGGGGUCUUUUCUGCUCAUGUCACUACAUAAAACUAUCAGAUGGUUAGAGGAAGGCCAUGGAGGCAUCCACUUAGCUCCGCCGCAUCAAGGACGAGCAGGAAGAAAGUCUAUUCAAGUCUGCUGGCGGGACAAGCUGACUUACUUCGCAAAAAAGACUUACAGCAGCCGUCACCCCAUAAAUGAGCUCCGUCCGCCCGUCUGCUCACUACGUCCUGGCUCCUUCGAGUCCCGCACUGCUCCAGCUCCGCCUGCUACUCAACUUUGCCCAACUGUUAUUUUUGUUUUUGUUUUGCAUGAAGAGCUGCGAGUUCACGCCGAGGAUUUAGGAGGAGAUUACGUUUUAUUGCAUUUCUUCUAAAUAACUUCACAUCCAGGAUGCCUCGUCCGGGGAGGAACACGUACAGCGACCAGAAGCCGCCGUACUCCUACAUCUCCUUGACCGCCAUGGCGAUCCAGAGCUGCCCGGAGAAAAUGCUGCCACUCAGUGAAAUUUACAAGUUCAUCAUGGACCGGUUCCCCUACUACAGAGAAAACACGCAGCGCUGGCAGAACUCGCUGCGACACAACCUCUCCUUCAACGACUGCUUCAUCAAAAUCCCGCGGCGCCCGGAUCAGCCAGGUAAGGGCAGUUUCUGGGCUCUGCAUCCGAGCUGCGGGGACAUGUUCGAGAACGGGAGUUUCUUGAGGCGCCGCAAACGUUUCAAGGUGCUCAUGUCCGACCCACUGGCACCCAGCAAGCAGUCGGAUGCCGCCCAUUACCUCCAGCAGCAAGCCAAGCUGAGACUGAGCGCCCUGGCCGCCAACAGCACACACCUGCCCCAGAUGUCACCCUACAACCUGGGAGUGUCACAGACGUCAACCUUCAAACAUCCGUUCGCCAUCGAGAACAUCAUCGCCAGAGAGUACAAGGUCCCGGGCAGUCUGGCCUUCUCCACCAUGCAGUCCAUGUCAGCGGGUUACCCUCUGCACAACCAGCUGACCACAGCCUGGCCGCACAUGUACAACAGCAGCGUCAUAGACACGGCGGCCCCCAUCUCCAUGGCCGGCAGCGACUACAGCGCGUACGGCGUCCCCAUCAAGUCUCUGUGCCACGGCGGACAGUCCUUACCCGCGAUCCCGGUGCCCAUCAAACCCACGCCGACCUCCAUGGCCGGUUUCUCGGCUCUGCCCCCGCACAUUCCCGCAUUUCUGUCAAACUCUCCGCAGUCUUUGAGCCCGACGUCCCCACAGACAGCGACGAGCCAAAGCAGCCCCGCGACCCCGAGCGAGACUCUGACCAGCCCGUCCACACUGCAGUCGGUGGCCGUGCACUGACCACACACACAAACUGACUGAUGGAUGACUGACUGCUGGCUCCCACAGAGUCCCCCACCCCCGCCCAAAAAAAAAA
This is a messenger RNA of Cynoglossus semilaevis (tongue sole), 1752 nucleotides long. RefSeq names its product forkhead box B1a (gene foxb1a). The record is from RefSeq and is a predicted model, not a curated record. Gene Ontology annotation, molecular function: RNA polymerase II cis-regulatory region sequence-specific DNA binding; DNA-binding transcription factor activity, RNA polymerase II-specific. Gene Ontology annotation, biological process: anatomical structure morphogenesis; cell differentiation; regulation of transcription by RNA polymerase II. NCBI's taxonomy places the organism in Eukaryota, Metazoa, Chordata, Actinopteri, Pleuronectiformes, Cynoglossidae. Bases 738 to 1676 code for a protein of 312 amino acids. The transcript has a single exon.